AUCUUCUGAUUUCAAAUACAGUUAGGCAGAGAAGGAGUUAAUCAGAAUUGAACAAAGUUAUAGACAUACAGUAUCUGCAUCGCAUUUAGCCAUGACCUUUCAAAAGGAUUAGUCUCAGAUAUCAGCUAGCCAGCGUAUGUGUGAGUGACAGAACAGAUGCAUAGAAAAAGUGAUCUUAUAGUUUCGGUCCGUUUAAAUGUAAACUAUAUUCCUGCACCGUAUAAUACAAAAUACCUCUCGUUGUUCUAAGAUAUUAUGUUAAGCAUGCUUGUGUGUUGUGAAUUAUAUUUAAUCAUAUUUAAGUUAUAUAUUUAAUGUUCAGGAGUAGGAAUUGUACGCUAUUUUAAAUAUCAUAUGGAAUAUGUGUAUAUGGAACGCCUAUGAGAAAUCCAUUUCACGGUCUCGGGCGACAUCAUGCGGAUUUCUUACAUUAUGACAGAAUGAUGUAAUGUAACGCUUUAUAAGGGUAAAAUAAGAUGAUUGGAGACACAGGGCGGAGAAAUAUACGUAAUUGAGAGUAAAUAUAGUUCCUAUAUGUGGUAAUGGAUAGAAAAAGGUAUAUAAACCAGCUGUCCUAAGACAGGGCAGAUCUCACGUGGAUGAAUUUCAUGGAAGCCUGCUAACAUCACUUUCCACGCUACGGAACAUCAAAGAUCUCCUGUGUCCAGAAACAACGUAAGAAAGACUUUGCAACCAUUGAACUCUUGGGACUUUGAGCCAAACUUAUAUUCUCCGUAUGUAUUAGCUGUCCUAUGGAAUAAAGCCUUCCUUGCUCCUGAUACUUUCUACUCUGUUUCACGUCGAACCGAUAAUAAUCGACUGGGAUUUAACAAUUAAUGACGAGCCUAGCCUAUGACUGAUUGCUGUGCAUUCCGGAACGUUAUCCUCUCCCUGUCACGGUCAAUUUAAAGCGUAUCCUAUUCAAGUACCCUUUAAAGGGGGGGAGGGCUACUCUCUGCGAGGAAACGGAAUUCAGCAUCAAAAAGAACCUGGAAGAACAGAAAAAGUUCAGGACUUUUCGGAGGAAAGCGGAAAAAUUCGGUGAUCACCGUCGGAGGGAAUUUGACCCUUGGUACCAAGUCCUCAGUCUAAAAACUCGAGAGACGGCGUCAGUCUUGAAGAGCGCAUCAGGACGACGACAGGACAGGAAACAGGAACCUACUUGUGGGAUUCCAACAUGAAAACAAGGAAAAAGAAAUCAUGCACAAGACAGAUCUUCUUCAUUACAGCCAUCCUUAUGAUGAUCGGGAUAACAAUGGCCUCAACAAUCACCAACCAAAAGAUUCCAUCAGAAAGAGUCCGGAGAGAAGAACCGGAAGCAAGAGAAGAACAAACGGAGGCAAAGCCCACAGGAAAAACACGCAUACUAGGAGAAAUCCUAGAGGAGCAAGGACCAGAAGAACCAACGGAAGUACAAGGAGAACUAUCUCUCGGAACUCAAUCAGGUCCAGUUUUGAAAUUCUGUGUAAGAAUCCCUUUUCUUCAAGGAGGACAAAUCCGGAUUGAUAUAACUUUAGGGCCUAGAGCCAAAUACAAAUGGAUGAAAGGGACGUAUACAUAUGAAAAUAACACUCAAUCAUGGGAAUGUAAUGUAGACGACUUUGCAGUUUGGACACUAGAAAUUAGAGGGGAACAACCACUAACAUUUAGGAGUAAUCCAGACUUAGGGGAAGCUCACAUAUCUAAACAAGGCACCCUAAACCCUCUUAACCUUUACUCGUCUAGAAUUUGGAUGAAACAACUCAGACCAGGAAGAUCAUCCCAAGAUAGGGAAGCAGGAGACGAUACUGUAGGAAGAGUUUGGGAGAUCCAAGCGGAUAGGGGAUUAGAACCCAUAAGCAUACAAAUGUCAUUCUUAGAAAGUGAUGUUGUCUUUCCUGAAAUCAGGAUAUGGCCAGAAAAAGUAGAAUUGCAGGAAGACUUGUCUUUAAAACUAAGCUGUGGUACACGGCUGAGUUUACCUGCAGAGGCCACAAUAUCCUGGAUUCGAGGAAAAGAAGAUCUAGGAAGCAUUACUUUUGGUUCACAGGUUGUCAUACAUCAAGGUAUUAUGGGUAAGAUAGAAUGGUCUGAUCAAACACUCAAAUUUAAGUCCAAAGCGCUAACACUUGCAGAUCAAGGUAACUAUGAAUGCUGUAUUUCCAUUCAGAAUAAAACUGCAUGUAAAUCAGCUAAGGUAACGGUUACACCUCACCCACGUAACAUCUCUUGCUCAGGACAAAGUUUCAUACCAUCAAGCCCUUUCCAAAUUAACCAUUUUCACUCAAAACCCCUUCUAAAAGAUGGGCAAUUUAUUACUAUACUGUGGCACUUUAAUCGGUCAGAGUGGAAAAUUUCCACACGAUACCCACAGUGUAGGCCUCAUUUGGUGAAUAUGGAGAAAGGAAUGGACUACUGGUUUGGAAACAGGGAACAUAACAUACCCAGAGCAAGGAGAGAUGUCAUAGGAAAGAUCCUAGGAGGUUUUGGAACCGUGGGAUCUGUAAUGAACAGCAUGAGCAUUGGCUCUUUACAGAAAGACUUAGAAAGUACAGGUUUACUAGACAGCAAGGGUAUUCACGUCCAAAGGAAUUUGAAUCAAAUCUUAAAUUCCAUGGUUGUCAAGACAGCUUCUGUUCUGGGUCCUUCAGUCCUACACCUGCAGGAAACAACCGUGGGGCUCUUGAAGAGUUCAAAUAUAGCUGAGGUAGCCAGAGCCUGUAUGGAAAUUCAAAUUGAAUAUUCCACAGAUCUUAAAGUCACUGCACAGGCCCUGCAUGGAGGAAUUACACCUUUAGGAAUCCGUAAUAGCUUACCAGAGGAAUACAGAAUAGCUUUAAACCAUCUUGAUCUUUGGAUCAAUAAAUGGAUGGGUUGCAAUGAAAAAGAAUGUCUAGGCACUUCACUAAUCCCACUAGCAGGCCAAGAACUACCUGUUUAUUCCAUGGCUAUCUUAGGAAUACCUGUUAGUAACAAUCAGUUGUUGUUUUAUAAGUUACAGUAUAAAGAUUUUAUUAUACCAGCUGAACCAGCUGAACCAGAACAAGUAGAUUUAUCUGCAUGUUUGCAUUUUAGUUCAAAAGUCCUUUGCACUCCAUAUCAGAUUAGAACGGUUUAUCAUUCAUGUUUUCAUAACCAAUCUAUGUGCCCCGUUCAAGUUGAAACUAUUAAAUCUACAUAUGAUCUAGUCACGCCUAUAAACAAUGAUAAGAUCUGUUUUCAGGUGAUGACAAAUGAUGAAGAGGUAAAAGUAUUCUUUCAUUCAUGCACUGCCACUUCUAAGCUCAAAAGAGGGCUCUAUUGUGCCCAAGACGGUCCAAUCGAAGUAGUGCUGAGGAAUGUCAGAAUACCGGUCCCUAAAUACCUUUCCAGAGAUGUUAAUAGUAUUCCAAUCCAAUUUAACCUAUCACAAGUCAGUGAGUUUCCAUGGAAAGAAUGGGCAGCACGACUAGAACAAGAUCAGGGACUAUUGCACUCACUACAUAAGCAGUUGCAUGAAGCUGAAGUUAUCUUCCAACACGAGCAAGGGAAUUUAGAGUUAAUCGAACAUGAUUUAUCAGGAAUGUCUGGAAUGACAUGGUGGAAAAAAUUCUCAAAAUCGGUUCAAUCUUGGUCGCAUACUUCCGCGGGAACCGCAGCAACAAAUUUUAUGUUGCAUCCAUUUAUCAUUCUAUUGUGUGUAUGUCUCAUUUGUAUUUUUAUGCAAGUUUGUUUAAUUUGUAAAACAAAAAGCAUGUAUCGCAAUUUAAGGCGGAGCCUAGAACAGGGCGAAUUAAUUUUAAGGGAAAUGAUUAUUCGAAAAAACUAACUCUGUUCUGUCACGAAGCGAAAGGGCCAUGAAUGUGUGAGUGAAUGUUGACUUAGUAAUUUCUUUAGAAUUCCAAAAAGAAAUUAAGGGGGGUUUGUAAGAUCUUCUGAUUUCAAAUACAGUUAGGCAGAGAAGGAGUUAAUCAGAAUUGAACAAAGUUAUAGACAUACAGUAUCUGCAUCGCAUUUAGCCAUGACCUUUCAAAAGGAUUAGUCUCAGAUAUCAGCUAGCCAGCGUAUGUGUGAGUGACAGAACAGAUGCAUAGAAAAAGUGAUCUUAUAGUUUCGGUCCGUUUAAAUGUAAACUAUAUUCCUGCACCGUAUAAUACAAAAUACCUCUCGUUGUUCUAAGAUAUUAUGUUAAGCAUGCUUGUGUGUUGUGAAUUAUAUUUAAUCAUAUUUAAGUUAUAUAUUUAAUGUUCAGGAGUAGGAAUUGUACGCUAUUUUAAAUAUCAUAUGGAAUAUGUGUAUAUGGAACGCCUAUGAGAAAUCCAUUUCACGGUCUCGGGCGACAUCAUGCGGAUUUCUUACAUUAUGACAGAAUGAUGUAAUGUAACGCUUUAUAAGGGUAAAAUAAGAUGAUUGGAGACACAGGGCGGAGAAAUAUACGUAAUUGAGAGUAAAUAUAGUUCCUAUAUGUGGUAAUGGAUAGAAAAAGGUAUAUAAACCAGCUGUCCUAAGACAGGGCAGAUCUCACGUGGAUGAAUUUCAUGGAAGCCUGCUAACAUCACUUUCCACGCUACGGAACAUCAAAGAUCUCCUGUGUCCAGAAACAACGUAAGAAAGACUUUGCAACCAUUGAACUCUUGGGACUUUGAGCCAAACUUAUAUUCUCCGUAUGUAUUAGCUGUCCUAUGGAAUAAAGCCUUCCUUGCUCCUGA
Xenopus tropicalis (tropical clawed frog) is the source of this 4667-nucleotide messenger RNA. RefSeq lists its product as uncharacterized. Bases 1178 to 3787 code for a protein of 869 amino acids. The transcript has 2 exons. The record is from RefSeq and is a predicted model, not a curated record. NCBI's taxonomy places the organism in Eukaryota, Metazoa, Chordata, Amphibia, Anura, Pipidae.